AGGAGGAUGUCGGAGUGAUGAGCCGCUUGUUGGGAGGUCGCUCCGGACCGUGUGGCCCGCCGUCCUGCCUCGCUUCUCACUUUGUUUACACGUCCGGGUCUGGUUCUGCGGGACGGUUUGUCAUCGGCUCCGUCGCGGGUCGUGUUUACGUGCGCGCUGCGCGGUGCGGGCGGUGCUGCGCAGCUGACGGUGCUCGGCGUUGACACUAAGGGCUCGGUGACACAGCAGCUUCGGUCCAUUCGUAACGUUGAGCCGAAAGCUCCGCUCGGAAGUCGUCGAUUCGCCCGCCGGCUCGUCUGGAUCGCCCCGUUCCGGUGACUUCAUCAGUGCGUGUUUGUGGCGCGACCGUGAACGCACCGCGGACCAUUCGCUUCCUCCGCUCGUUCGCCCACUUUACAACAUGCUGCUGUUGACAGCACAGCGACCAUGUGGACCGGCGCCGAGCCCCUGAUACCGUCACCAGUGAAGUUGUGUGUGAUUCCAUGCCCCUACAUGCCCUUGCUGGCAUCUAAUGGAAGAAAAAGCCCCCAGCAGGUCCGCCAUGGUAUCCAGACUGCCUAAGUUCGGAGGACGCUCCCCAGCCGGGGGCACUAACCCCUUGCCCAAUGGUUCCACCCAACCAACCACCCCCACGCAGGAUAACAAGACUGCCCACUCAGGAACACGCCCAAACGGCGUGAUCCGCACCUCUCCUUUUUCCUUAAAAUGGAGGAGAGACUAUGGGACAAGCUCCUCUGGUCCCACCACCCCCACCAGCCCCGGGGAGGAGGGGGAAGACGAGGCUCAGCCACAGCUACCCUCACUGACGAAGGAGGUAAAGAAUGGACCUCCCGGGACGCCCAAGAUCCGACGGGCGGGUACUCUGACUGUUGCGGUUUCCAGCCCUAAGGCCAUACCCAAACAAUCACUGAAGUUAAGUCCCAAAGUAGGCACCAAACUGAAUGGAGAGCCUAAAAUAACCCAGAAUGGCUGCAGUGUUCCAGCUCGUACAGGGUCAGAGUCUCGCCUAACGCGGCCACGGCUGGGAUGCAGCUCGCCUAGAAGCAUCUCGCAGGACAGCCUGUCCCAGUCCAGCGACAGCCUGAAGACCUUGGCGCUUGACAACAUGGUGCGCUCCAACAGCUUCACACACUUCAAGCAGAUCCCGUCACCCACCAACCAGCCCAUGACGCGUUCCUUCUCCUUUAACCGCGCGGUGGAGCUAGCCAAGCCUCUAACCAACACUCAGCUCAGGCCUCCUCGGAGUAGCUUCCUCAAACCUCCGCAGCUGAGCAAUGGAAAAGUGAGUUUAGGACUAGGGGGUCUCAGCGGCAGCCUUGGAGGCUCAGGUGGUCAAAGUUUACUUCACUACAGCAGAACGCCUCCAGCUGCCUCGUCGCUGCCUAUGCCGUUGAUCACGUCAGCACCCAGUACCCCCAGUGCCCUGAAGAAGCCGCUCCUCCCCAGCAGUGUGCUGACAAAGCCGUUGGGGAGCAUUGGGGGCUCGUUGGGCUUCAGAAUGGCUCGAUCCAAGCAAGCCAAUCAGCAGAAACCCCUUUUUCCAGAUAGGCCUAAGGACGAUGUUGGGUCGACAGCUGCUACGGAGUGUGGCAGUCUGUUAGGGUUGGCACUCGACAUCGACUCAUCUGGUGAGACUGAAAAUGUAGAGGUGCAAAGUGACAGCGAUGGGAGCUCCAGAGAUGGAGGAGGAAGUGUUCUGCUCACACAGAGCUUGGGCCAUGCAGCAGGUGAGACUCUGGAGGAUAUGUCCUUAUCUUCUGUCUCAUCACUAGACAGAGGUGACACAAGCGAGGAGCUUCUAGAUGACUUGGACAGUCUGGGGGAUGUGCUUAGUGACGGGGAGAUGCCUGACAACAGGACAACAGGCAGCACAACCCAAACUCACCAAAACAGCUGUCCGAACGCGCCCAGGGACUGGAAUGCUGUGGAUGUGGCGGAAGACAAAGAAGAAAGCCCCAUGCAGGACUCCCAGGGCCCACUGGUGAUGUCUCCACAGCACGGAGGCGCCCCUCUGGCUUCGUCUGUGGAGCUGUCUCCCUCCAACAGCUCUGGAGGAACCUACAUGUGGGAUGAGGAGGGCUUUGAACCGCUACCUGGACCUGGGACCCAUCUGUUGGACAGCUUCGAUGACUCCGAGCUCAACAGCAUGGAUAUCCUGAACAACCUUGACCCUCUGGGAAGUGGAGAGCUGGAUGAUGAUGACCUCAUGCUGGAUGUGGACCUGCCAGAGGACGGCGUGCACGACGCCGACGGGAUGUCCUGCACGGAGCGCUCGGAGCGGGCCGGCCGGCCGGGCCAGCGCCGCAGGCACCCCCGCUGGGCCGGGCCGUCCUGCCGCGGCAGCAGGGCCCAGUUCUCGCAGCACCACGGCGACGUCAAGGCUCCGAGGAUGCCGCUGGACGAAGUCACCCUCCAACACAUGACGCAGGACUGCAGCUCGCUCAGGAACCAGCUGCUGAGGCUCAAGGCGCUGCUCAAGCUCGAGGAUACUGACUCUCCAGCAGAUGUUCCCGAGGAGGCCGAAGACGGCGCCGCCGCGUCACGGUUGCAGGAGCUGAUUAAAGAGGUGCAGGCGCUCAGAGGGGAGCUGAGGAGCCGGGACAGGACCAUUGCUCAGCUCACGCUACAGUGCCAGCAGCUCCGGGAGCAGCAGCAUCAGCAGCAGGUCAGGUGUCAGUGCCACCAGCAGAGGGCGCCCUCUUCGCUGGGACGGAGCGACAGACAGGCGGACAGGCGGCUGCAGCAUCAGUGUGACAAGGCCACCCAGACGUGCGGCCGAGCAGCCAACCAUGCACCUCAAAUACUACAGCCUUUCAACCCCAGCCUCAGCGAGCACCCCCACCUGGGAAGGCUAGUAAGAACUCCCCCCACCGCGGGCCACAGUGACCUCCGAAGAACCCGAUCGGAGGACGGAGCUCCCGCAGACGCUGCCCGCUGCGUCGGACGCCUCGGCGCCGCUCCACAGGGGGCGACCGCCAGAGACGGUCCGACACCGGCGGCUCAGUACGAGAGGAGAGGCCCUGCCGGUGCCGGACCUGCCGGUGCCGGACCCUCCGGGCAGCAGGCCCCUCCCCAGCGCGUGUCCCUGCCUGCUCUCAGGUCAGCGGGCGCCGGUGGCUGGGCUCCUCUGAGGCCCGGCUGCUCCUUGGGGCCGCUGGCCGGCCGGACCAAGCAGCUGCCCCCCCCCUCCAGAGGCCUCCCCUGCUUCAGCGCCGGGCCCCAGGUGCAGGCUUCCGGUCCGUGUGACGCCUCGCUGCCUCAUCCUCGCCGGCCGGCAGACGGCUGCAGGCGCCCGCAGUCCACCGACUACAGCCUGGAGGAGCCCAAAGACCCGGGGUCGGCCUCAGCCUUGACUCCUGUGAGCCGCUCCAGUAUCCCCAAAGCCAAAGAAUCCUUGAGGAGGUAGAAUCCACCCGUCAGAACCUAAGACUGGAAUCGCUGUGACGCCGAUAACCCCCACCCCUCACCCCCAACCCAGCUCACAACCCCACAGAACCACUGUUGGUGACUGCUGAUGAACUUCCCUCCUGACUGAAUAGGAGCUAAACGUGUUAUCUAUGCAGCCGGUCGCUCGGACCGAGGGGAGUCUGGAGAAGAAGAAAUCCACUUUACUACUGUAGCUUUUCGCGAGCGUUGCCGUUCAGAGACGUCUGCGUUUUGUUUUGUUUCUGAAUCGCCCCCCGGCUGUUAUCACGAGUCUAAGUUCACUUGUCCUCAGCGCUGUGUCCUCUGACACACAGCCGCGCUUGCUCUUAAACAUUUCAGGUGACACGAGCGUGACCUUUGCCGAGUAUUGGAGGCCCCGGGGGUAGAGGGAGGCGGAAACAGGGAGGCGGAAUGAAAAUGCAGGCUGAAAGAACCGGGGAGACGCGGGAACGCGGUCCGGAGCCGAGCCCCCGGGUCGGAGCCACGCUGCAGCCGCCGUUAGCGGAGCUUCUGUGUGAAUGCCACUCGUAGAGAACAACACUGCAGCAGCCCGGUGCUGAGGAUCUAAUUAGGUGAAGAAUGAGCCUCCACCAUGUAGCGCUAAAGCGCUCACACACUUAAUAGUGCUCAGGUACAACGUCCCUGCACAAACACACAUGAAGAGCCUCUGGUUUCUGAAGGGACCUCUGCUUUGAUAUGAGAAUAUUUCUAAUCACACAUUUAGAGUUGAAACAAACUAACUUUCCAGGGUUUGUGUUGGACGUCUCCCUCCGCCGCCUCCUCUCGCUGCUUCCUCUCUUUGUGAACAUCACAGGUACUCGCGCCCGUCUCCAGGUGGACGGCCUCCGGGGCUUCGGUGGCGUUUCCGCGGGGGUUUGGCAGAGCUGUGUUCAUCCCGCGGUCGCGGAGGCCUCUUCGCAGUCAGACGCUCCCGAAAUGUCCCCGAACAGAGAGCAGCAGCGUGUUAAAAAGGCCUUCUGACAGCGGCUCUGCUCUCCUCUCUGUCACGCUGCGUGACCGCUCGGUGUACGCCGCGGGCCCCGUCCGGUCCGCUGCGCCCGCUAAUACGCACACGCACGUGCACGCGCACACAUACACAGAGACACAUGCACGUGUCACACACACACACACGCGUCACACGCUCAACUUUUACAGACGCGUACAGCUACUGUGACAAAACUCGAGGAGGCACAAACUCAGAGCGACACGCACAUAAAUCCUCGGCGCGCGCUUAAUUUCAUAACAAAGUGCGCAACACUGUGUUUGCGCUGUGUUCGUCGCUCGCACAAAAUGAGUUCUCCAAACACACAUUGAUCCAUCUGUUCGCCGCGGCAAGAACAAUGGCUAUCUCUAGAUUAGCCUGGAAACGGGCAGAGGUGUGUGUGUGUGUGUGUGUGUGUGUGUGUGUGUGUGUGUGUGUGUGUGUGUGUGUGUGUGUGUGUGUGUGUGUGUGUGUGUGUGUGUGUGUGUGUGUGUGUGUGUGUGUGUGUGUGUGUGUGUGUGUGUGUGUGUGUGUUUACCUGUCGGAUGGCUCAGCAUUGUGCCAAAGCAGCCGAGCAGUCAGCCGCGCGCCGUGAAGCCAAGAAAAACCUAUUUCCUUUAAUGAAAACGAAAACAAAAGCAAAAAACAGAUCCACACAAUAAAGAGCGGCAGGAGUAAGAUGUAGUGAAACAGUGGAAGCGUUAGGAUCUAGAUAAGACGUUUCUAGGCGGCUUUUCUGCUUGUAAACGUCUGUCUGUAAAAUGUCAUGGAGGUGUGCAGAGGACGGGGGGUAGUUGUGUGCACUGUGGUCCAGAGGAUAGCCCAGUCCUCUCAGCCGUGUCACUCUGCUUAGUAAUGCCAAACAGGAAAUCAAUGUGUGUGUGUGUGUGUGUGUGUGUGUGUGUGUGUGUGUGUGUGUGUGUGUGUGUGUGUGUGUGUGUGUCUCCAGACACCUCUGGCUGCUAGUGUGUCUCUUUCAGUUCUGUGUGUGUGCGCGUUUGCAUGCGUGUGCACGUGUAUGCGUGCACGUGUGCGUGUGUGUCUGCCCGCAGGCCAGCGCGGACCCGUGCCAGCCGAGGCCGGGCACUGCCAUCGCUCUCUCCCCCUGCGCCGUAUUCCCCGUCUCCAGAUCGAUGCUCGCGCUCAGCUUGGCAGUGGAGCCGAUCCGUCUAGCUAUGCUCUAACAAAACCACAACUGGGCUGAGAGGCCUCUGCAGCAGCUUGGAUCAAUUCUAAUGCAGGAUGUUGAUUCGCUUUGUGUUGGGAGAGGACGCCCACAUUGUUAGGCCACACUGCACAACAGGAAGGAACCAAAGCGGCCGUUUGGGUCUGUGUCGUUACAGAGCCUGUACUCGCUCAUUCAGAGGAGGAAAAUGAUUAGGACAUGAAGUGAAGUUACUAAAAUGUUUAUAUUUGCAACACGUUUUUGCUUUCAGGUCACAGCAAUAGGAUCCGAUGGUCAGAUGUUCAUGCAAUGCUUCAGAUAAUCGUGACAGAGCUCUACCAAGCAUCACUGUGCCUUUUAGUGCGUCGUACGUCGACCCACACUGGGCUCAACCCGAACGUUGGUGGAGACCAAAAUGAAGCCAAAAUGAGACCAAGAUUCAUUUGAGUGACUGCGAAUGGGCUGCAGAGGCAAUUAGCUAAAGCGAACAAUAAUGAAUGAUGUGUUUGUGUUUAGCAGCACGUUUCUCUGCUCCUGACGGUAAAAUAAAGUACCUGAAACUGCAAACCUACCUGUUUUUGGAGUAGCUCUGCUUUCAUACCUGCGGUCGAGUGUUUUUCGGUACUCGGCUUCAUCACAGCUGGAUUUGUUUGCAGACAAAGCAUGUGUAAGUGUAGCUGCUCACAUUCUCCCCCCUCGACGUGCACGGAGCACGUUUGUCACUACACGGCCUCCGGGAUCAGCUGCUCUCAGCACUGUCGCCAUUUUACUGUUCAUUUGAGAGAGGGAAUAAAAAGGAAAUGAAGCGUUACAAUUACAACUAGAAGCACUUUAAUGACUUUAGACUUUGAUUUUGCAGAUUUGAUUUGACUUUUCUUUCAUUUCUUUCAUGUCUGUUCCAUCACCUCCUUGUAAUUCCUCUGUACAUGACAGUAGUGAAGGCUCCUCCCAGUAAAGAGGUGUCGUCUUUAGUGGUUUCAAUGGUCACAGUGAGCGAUACUAAUCGGAAUGUUUGACCACCACCAGCGCUCAGACGCAUCAACGUAAAGCUGCCAAUGUCGGACAGAAGAAGAACCUCAAUUAUCAAUUAGCUCCUCUUGUUUUCGCUCCACCGAUUGUUUUUUCUCUGCGAAUAAAGUCGGAUUAUUAAACA
Messenger RNA from Betta splendens (Siamese fighting fish), 6726 nucleotides. RefSeq names its product coiled-coil serine-rich protein 2a (gene ccser2a). Gene Ontology annotation, biological process: microtubule bundle formation. Gene Ontology annotation, molecular function: microtubule binding. The coding region runs from base 512 to 3406 and encodes 964 amino acids. The record is from RefSeq and is a predicted model, not a curated record. Gene Ontology annotation, cellular component: microtubule cytoskeleton. NCBI's taxonomy places the organism in Eukaryota, Metazoa, Chordata, Actinopteri, Anabantiformes, Osphronemidae. The transcript is spliced from 10 exons.